Rotaria sordida is the source of this 1347-nucleotide messenger RNA. The record is from the annotation of a GenBank genome assembly. Lineage: Eukaryota; Metazoa; Rotifera; Eurotatoria; Philodinida; Philodinidae.
AUGGAUGAAGAGUAUGAUGUUAUCUUAUUAGGUACUGGUUUAAAGGAAUGUGUAUUAGCUGGUUUACUUGGUGUAGCCGGCAAGAAAAUUUUACAUAUGGAUCGUAAUAAAUAUUAUGGUGGUGAAUCAGCAUCAAUGACACCAUUAGAAGAUCUUUAUUCAAAAUUUAAUUUACCAUCACCACCAUCAGAUACAGGACGUGGUCGUGAUUGGAAUGUUGAUUUAAUUCCAAAAUUUCUUAUGGCCAAUGGUCUUUUAGUAAAAUUAUUAAUUCAUACAGGUGUAACACGUUAUUUAGAAUUUAAAUGUAUUGAAGGCAGUUAUGUAUACAAAGGACAAAAAAUUCAUAAAGUUCCAGCCGAUGAACGUGAAGCACUUGGAUCAUCAUUGAUGGGUCUUUUUGAAAAACGUCGUUUUCGUAAUUUACUUGUAUGGAUUAAUGAAUAUGAUGAAAAAGAUCCUAAAACAUAUAAAGAUGUACCACCAAAUACACGUAUGAUUGAUGCAUUUAAAAAAUUUGGUCUUGAUCAAGAUACAAUUGAUUUUACUGGUCAUGCAUUAGCACUUCAUAGUGAUGAUGAUUAUUUGGAAAAACCAGCUCUUGAAUCAAUCAAACGAAUUAAAUUAUACAGUGAAUCAUUGGCACGUUAUGGUAAAUCACCUUAUCUUUAUCCACUUUAUGGACUUGGUGAAUUACCACAAGGUUUUGCACGUCUAAGUGCUAUAUAUGGUGGAACAUAUAUGCUUGAUAAACCAGCUGAUGAAAUCGUAUAUGAAAAUGGUGUUGUUGUUGGCGUUCGAUCAGGUGAUCAAACAGCUCGAUGUAAAGCUGUUAUAUGUGAUCCAUCAUAUGCACCAGAUAAAGUGAAAAAAGUUGGUCGUGUUAUUCGAGCUGUUUGUCUUUUACGACAUCCUGUUAGUGUUGGUUCAAAUGCAUCACCUAUUUCAAUACAAAUAAUUAUACCUCAAAAACAAGUACAACGUCAUAAUGAUAUUUAUGUUUGUUGUAUGGGUCAAUCAAAUAUGGUUACACCAAAAGAUUGGUAUGUUGCAUUAGUUAGUACAACUGUUGAAACAAAUAAUCCAGAAAAUGAAAUCAAACCUGGACUUGCACUUCUUGAACCAAUCUAUCAAAAAUUUGUUAGUGUUAGUGAUUUAUAUGAACCAAUUGAUGAUGGUACAACAAGCAAACUUUUUAUUACAAGUUCAUAUGAUGCAACAACACAUUUUGAAUCGACAUGUUUAGAUAUUCUUGAUGUUUAUCGUCGUUAUAUGGGUGAACCAUUUGAUUUUAGUAAAGUUACACGUGGUUUAGACGCGGAUGAUAGUCAAGAAGGAGCGCAAUAA